Messenger RNA from Rotaria sp. Silwood1, 741 nucleotides. Lineage: Eukaryota; Metazoa; Rotifera; Eurotatoria; Philodinida; Philodinidae. The record is from the annotation of a GenBank genome assembly.
AUGCCAAAUACAGUCAUUUGGUAUCGAUUUUGUUCGGUAUUUAUCAUGUUUAUUACAUGCCAUGAAAGCAUGAUUGCGUCAUCAACGAAUUCCAAUGAAAGCGUUGGUUCAUAUAAAAUUGAAGGACAAAUCUUUUUUCUACCUGGUGAUGAAGCUCUUGGUGAUAGUCGUGUACUAGUUAACGAAGGUGAAUAUAUCGGUAUUCCUCGAGUCGAUGGCACUUUUGUCAUAUCAGGUAUACCAAGUGGUUCGUAUGUUGUUUCGAUUAGUUCACCACGACACAUUUUUGAGCCAGCACGAGUUGAUAUAAGUUCUAGUGGAAAAAUUCGUGCACGUAAAGUUAACCUGGUUGAACCACAGAAAGUUGUUUUAGUAAAAUAUCCACUCCGUUUUGAUACAUAUACCAAGCCGAACUAUUUUAAAAACCGCGAAGUCUAUCAUUGGACUGAUAUUAUUUUCAAUCCAAUGUUGGUUCUAAUAGUUGUAGGAGUUAUUUUAUUUUAUUUUCUACCUAAAUUAGUUCCACCAGAACAAGAGGUACAGCAAAUAUUUCAACAAGCGAACAAUGUGUUCCAACCAAACUUGAAUAUGCCUGAAAUUGCUGAUCGGUUUGCUCGUUGGUUCGGUGGACCCAGAAGACAACGAAGAACAAGUCAGCAGUCGAUUGCCCACGAUAACACAGAUCUCGAUGGCACACGACGACAGCAAAAAAAAAGAAAAGCACUAAAGCGAAAAAACUAA